Messenger RNA from Danaus plexippus (monarch butterfly), 3577 nucleotides. RefSeq names its product delta and Notch-like epidermal growth factor-related receptor (gene wry). The transcript is spliced from 12 exons. Gene Ontology annotation, biological process: establishment or maintenance of epithelial cell apical/basal polarity; heterophilic cell-cell adhesion. Gene Ontology annotation, molecular function: calcium ion binding. The record is from RefSeq and is a predicted model, not a curated record. Gene Ontology annotation, cellular component: plasma membrane; protein-containing complex. Lineage: Eukaryota; Metazoa; Arthropoda; Insecta; Lepidoptera; Nymphalidae. The coding region runs from base 239 to 2386 and encodes 715 amino acids.
AGUAAAACGCCGCCCUCCGAAGCGCGCUCCACUCCUGCCAUAACAAUUACUACACCAACGUUUCUCAUAACAGUAUGCAAUAUAUAUUUUAUUAUUAAUAAAUUCCGGUAAAAUUAUAUUUAGUGUGUGAGUUUUAUUGAAGUUGAUCGAUCAUUGGAAAUGCUGUCAACUUAUAUCUGAAACAGUGCCAAGUAUUCCAAGGACGUGAGUUUGGAAUAUUGAAUAGAAGCCUAAAAGAAUGGAGAUAGUGAAAUUAAGUCUUAAUGCCCCUCCAUACAAAAUGUUUUUGCUAAUAAGUUUAUAUUUAACGUUUUUUGGAUCGUGCUGCGGUGAGACAAACGAUAAUCUUACGGAUGUAAUUGAAGUAUCAUCUAGCAUCGCUACUCUCCCUAGUUUCAUGACGUCGCCAUUUACUAAGCUUAUCCACUCAACUGCGUCUAGCGUAAAGCCAUUAGGGACGACAGAGCCUCUCAGCACAGCUACUCCAACAACAAAGGAAAGCGUUAAAACAACGAAAGAAUACGCCACAGAGUACCCAACCACAUCACAAAAAGUUACCACUCAAGAGUACGUGAAUACAAGGAGUACACUUAAAAGCUCAAAAACGCCAAAGUUAAGCAAUACAAAUAGUACAAGUCACUCUAUAACGCAAUUGCAAGAUCGCUUGGGGGCUAUAGACUGUGAUUUGCCCGUAUUGCCGAGGGAAUCUCGGCUCUGGCGAGGCAAUGAGACACACGAGCUCAAUUUACCCGUCACGGAGUGUGUUGGCGAACGCAACAGAGGCGAGGAGGAGUGUUCUUCGGUUAUCGUGUCGUGGGAGGGUGUCGCUGCCAUUCAAAGCGGAGAUAUUCUUAUCGUUCGCAUCGCUGACUCGUCUUCUAUUGUAAUCUAUAAUUCUAAGAACGAAACCCUGGACGCGAACUCUUCACACACCGCUGAGAAGAGAUCUCACAUAUCGGUUCAACCGGCGGUGUACCAAGUGACAAGGCAGGGGCACGAACACUGCGAUGUGUCUGAUGGGAUGCUACUUGAUAUAACGCCUCUUGAUGAGCACGGUGCCAAAAUUUUUACAUUGUACGACAAAGAUCUCACUGAAGGCGUUAAUUUACUCAUAGUGGUAUCGGAAAACUGGGGAUCACAAUGCGUUCGUCUGAAAGUUACCGUGAAAUCGGAUAACUGCGGAGAAUCUCAAGAAUGUUCCGGGAAAGGCGUUUGCUAUACGAACGUCUCUAUGGAAGGUUAUGAGUGCCAAUGUUGCCGUGGGUACGUCGGUUCUCAUUGCGAGGACAGGGAGGUUUGCAAUCCAUCACCCUGUUUGAAUAAUGGCAUAUGUGUUGACCUCACGCAACCUUCGAACGGUGCCACUUAUCACUGCCUAUGUCCAUACGGGUUCACUGGAAGAAAGUGUGAGAAGGACCCAUGUUAUUCCGCACCCUGCCUUAAUGGGGGAUCUUGUAUGAGUAUGGCAAUGAAUGGGUCGACGACCUUCCACUGCGCCUGCACUGAUGACUGGACGGGUGCUCAUUGUGAAAUCCCAGCCACUGGCGGCGUCUGCGCCUCCAAACCCUGUGUUAAAGGAAUAUGCAUUGAACAAAUAGACGGUGACGUGGAUGAUGUUAAAUAUAGAUGCUUCUGUGAACCAGGUUAUACUGGUGACCGUUGCGAGUUGGAGUACAACGAGUGUGAGUCCUCUCCUUGCGGUAACGGCGGUUCAUGUACUGACAGGGUCGGUGGUUAUGACUGUUCCUGCACUCGGGGAUAUACAGGCGAUAACUGCCAAUUGAAGGUUGACCUUUGUUCACCCAACCCCUGUCCAACCCAUCGCUACUGUAUGGAUCACGGCAGUAGUUACACAUGCGAAUGUCCCAGCGGGUUCGUUGGCGAAGAGUGUCACAUACCGGCCACUUCGGCAUGUGAUAACAACCCAUGUGCUCACGGCGGUACGUGCUGGAGCGGUGUCGAUUCAUUCUACUGUUCAUGCCGGCCAGGAUACACGGGGAAACUCUGCGAAGAGGACUUCAUUCUGGAGUCAGUGAUGGACGAGAGCGAGAGAGAAGAACAGACUGGAGGCGGCUCUGUACGGGAGAUGAGAUUACCAUUAGGGCUGUAUCACGACCGACUACACAACGUGUAUAUCGCAGCUGGGACAUUGGGCGCUGCCAUCGCUAUUGUUGGAGUUGUGGUAACAGCGUGUCACUGUCGUGUGAACAAGACCUAUUCCCGCCUAAUGUCCCGUCUGUCCCGUGUCACGGAGUCAGGUCCGCCACAUCACUGGCUGGAAGACAAGCGCGCGCCACCAGCACCCCUCCCUCCAGCACUUGACACCACGGACAUGUACUACACCCUGGACUUCAGUGACAGUCAGAGCUCACCGCUCAUACAAUAGCCAUUACUUGCGAACUGCUCCGAAGGGGAACGGUUCAAGAUUAAAAUAUAAUAAUAAAUUGCUUACAUAUUACAAAAAGUAUUAUAGAGCAGGUUUAUUUUUUGUUCUUAUUUAAAGUCUUCGUGUUUUAGUAAUACGAUAUACUAUAAUGAAAACAUACUGUAGCUUGACGACUACUUUCAUAGUUUUUAUUAUAAUAGUACGUAGCUUGCCAAAUAAUUAAAAUAUAUUUAAAUAGUAAUUUAGAACAUUCGUAUCGUAGGCAGUAGAAGCGUGUAUCGUCAAAGUUACUUGAUUGAUUUACCAUAUGACCUUGAGCGUUUAAUUUGUAGAUCCAAUUCUAAAAUCUGAUGAAUGUUGGUUAAAAUAUUUAAGUUUGGAUAAAAUUUCAAAUAAAUGAAUGUUUAAAAAUGAGUACAAAAUGUUUUAGAAAUUAUUAAGCCCAUAUAUUUGAAACUUAAUAUAAAAGUUGAUACGUAAUUUUCUACUAUUCGUUUAUUUCAUGUCAUUUUCAUGAACGCAAUAAUAAUAUCGCUAAGUUAUAGUUUAAGAUUAUCUUUUAUUUCUAGUUUCUGUAUUGAGACAUCUAAUAUGUCUGUUUAUUUAUUUAUAUUAUUCAUACACGUAGUUAUAAUGGAACAUAAUUAAGAUGCUUUAAAGUAUUGUUAUAGCAUCAUAUAUUACAUAAUUAAAUAUAGAUUUAGGUGCGAUUUAUCGGCUACGUCUUUUAUUCUUUGUGUUUAAUGAAGUGCCUGCUUCGUACUUAAAUAUUAAGUGUAGCAAAUCUAAUGAAAUCAUGUAAGUAAGAUAACUUUGUGUAUCCAAAACCAACUGUCCAUAUAGAACGACGGACAGCAAAAAAAUAUAUAAAAAAAAUAUAUUAAAAAUAGAAGGAAAUUGCGUUUUAAAGUGGACCAUUGGUUUAAGGAAGAACCCGGCGACUGACCUUCAAUCUAGAAUCUUCUUUGUAACUCCUAUUUCCUGCUGAUACUCUUCCUCGUAAUUGAUAUUUAAAAUGUACUUGUUAAGUGAUUUUCUCAAUAUUUAUCAAUCUAACUCUAAAAUCGCUCUGUGUCUAAAUUCUUAAGCUUUUGUGAUUUAUUGCUUUCGGUGUACAUACGCUAUAAUUUUCUUGUAAAAUACGAUAAGGCUUUAUUGUCUUAAUAAUAAUAUAAAGUUUACAUCAUAUAA